AUGUCAAGAAAAAAAGCCCAUAAAUUCACUAAUUAUAUUGAGAUCCUUGAUGAUAAGGCUGAUGAAUGGAGGAAUUAUGCAAUUUGUUGUGCAUGCCGUGAUACUGUCGGUAAACCAGCUGCCAUACUUCAAAGGUUUCCAAAUAAAAGUGACAGAGUAAAAAAUCACCUAAAAAAAUGUAAGCAUUUUAUUGAAGAACAAGGUGGUAUAGAAAUGGCGUUCAAAAUAUUAGAUAUAAAGUUUGUAGAAGCAGGUGAAAAUUCAGAUACGGAUACACUCGCUUCUAAGUUUGACCCUCUUGAACCGUUAGAUGAUGAUUCUUUAUAUCUUCCAGAAAAUAUUACAUCAAUUCUUUUAGAUGAAAGUUGGUGGCACUUGGAUGAUAAGGAGUUAUGUAAUUCUGAAGAAGAAUCCGAAGCCGAACUCUCUUCUGAUAUUGAAGAACUCUCUUCUGAUAUUGAAGAACAACCAUCUAAUAAAAAAGAUCGUGAAGAAUUGAAAGGAUUGAAGGAUGAUGAGGACUUAGACAAAUAUGUUGAAAAUUUUAAUGGUUUUGUUGAUGAGUGGGAAGAAUUACUUGAUCAAGAAGAAAAAGCGCAAAGAGAUGCAGACGCCGAUUUGAAUUAUGAUCUAGAAGUGGAUAUCGAUGAUUAUCUACUUAAUCAAACACAUCCUGCAAUGGAAAUUGAAGCUAAAUGA
Dentiscutata heterogama is the source of this 699-nucleotide messenger RNA. The record is from the annotation of a GenBank genome assembly. NCBI's taxonomy places the organism in Eukaryota, Fungi, Glomeromycota, Glomeromycetes, Diversisporales, Gigasporaceae.